Messenger RNA from Salvelinus sp. IW2-2015, 1824 nucleotides. The record is from RefSeq and is a predicted model, not a curated record. Lineage: Eukaryota; Metazoa; Chordata; Actinopteri; Salmoniformes; Salmonidae.
AUGUCGCGCUGUCGGGGAUUAAAGAGGCUCCACACUGGAAUCCCUCAGUGCCUGCCAGACCCCCACACCAUCAACAGCUGUAAACUGAAGGCCAAGUUUAACCUGAGCGGGUACAGGAACGUGGAGAAGAAAAAGGUGGUGAUGGGAGGGAUGUUUCCCGUUCACCGCCGCAUCGCCUCAGCCAAUACCAACAGCUCCUCGGUGCCGCUGUCCCUGGGAUGCGAGGGUAAUGUCAGGAUUCCACUAUUAUUACUAWUUCUAACUAUUUCCCAUCAUCAUCGUCACCGUCAUUAUCACCGUCAUCAUCAUCACUUCUCAUCCAGGUUUAACUUCCGGACGUUCCGUUGGACUCAGACAAUGCUCUUCGCCAUUGAUGAGAUCAACAAGCGGACAGACCUCCUCCCUGAUACAGACCUGGGAUAUGUCAUCUACGACUCCUGUUUCACCAUCUCCAAGGCUGUGGAGGGCACCCUCACCUACCUGACGGGGCAGGAAGAGGCCGUGCCCAACUACCGCUGUGGCACAGGGGCGCCCCUGGCCGCUCUAGUGGGGGCUGGGGGGUCAGACCUGUCCAUCGCCACCGCACGCAUACUUGGACUCUACUAUUUCCCCCAGGUGAGUUACGCGUCGUCCUGCUCUGUGUUGGACAGUAAGUUCCAGUUUCCCACCUUUCUGAGGACCAUCCCUAACGACGUCUACCAGUCUGAGGCAAUGGCCCGCCUGGUGCUGCACUUCGGCUGGACCUGGGUGGGAACCAUCGCCGCGGACGAUGACUAUGGGAAGUAUGGCAUCAAGGCCUUCAAYGAACAGGUGGAGGAGGCUGGGGUCUGCAUCUCUUUCUCUGAGACCCUGCCCAAGGUGAGCUCUCCAGAGGACAUCCGGCGUAUUGUGGAGACGGUGUGGAGUCGCACAGCUAAAAUCAUUGUGGUGUUCUCCUCUGGUGACCUGAGCCCUCUGAUCCAGGAGCUGAUCCAACACAAUGUCACCAACCGCACCUGGAUGCCAGUGAGCCUGGUCACCUCUGCACUGAUCAACCAGCCUGGGAACCUUUAUUCUUUCCAGGACGGAGAUGUGGACGGCUACAUGACAUCAUUAACUGGCAGUGAUAAGCGACGGGGAGAUCUCCUACUGACGAUUGGCCAAUUCAACAGCACAGCAGCCCCAGAUGCCAUGAUGACUAUCAACAACGCAUCCAUAGCUGUGAACAAUGAUGAGCUGAGGUCAACUCCGAGAUCAGUGUGCAGCGAGAGCUGCCAGCCUGGUACCAGGAAGGGGAUCAGGCAGGGGGAGCCCGUCUGCUGUUUCGACUGCAUCCCCUGUGCCGACGGAGAGAUCAGCAACGCCACAGUGUCAGAUGCCAGGGAGUGUAUCCAGUGCACUGAGGAUUACUGGUCUAACGCGGCCCGAGACACCUGCGUCCCCAAGACCAUCGAGUUCCUGGACUUCAGUGAACCUCUGGGCAUCACACUCAUGGUGAUAUCAGCCGUUGGAGCGCUGAUCACAAUGGCUGUGGGGAUGGUCUUCCUGGUCAACCUGGGUACUCCACUGGUGAAGGCCAACGACCCCAUACUGAGUUUCUCCCUGCUGUUCUCCCUGGUGGUGACGUUCCUCUCCUCCAUCGUCUUCCUGGGAGAGCCCCAGCCCUGGAGCUGCAUGACCAGCCAGGUGGGCCUGGCCUUGGGGUUUUCCCUCUGCCUCUCCUCCAUCAUGGGUAAGGCUGCAGUCCUUAUGCUCAGGGCCAGGGUUCUGAAGGCUGCCAGGUCCAAGGCCAAAGCCACUGCUAAGGCUGCAGCUCAGGCCGCCGCCGCCGGACACCAGCCCUGA